Messenger RNA from Halichondria panicea, 2506 nucleotides. RefSeq lists its product as uncharacterized. The transcript has 7 exons. The coding region runs from base 178 to 2349 and encodes 723 amino acids. Lineage: Eukaryota; Metazoa; Porifera; Demospongiae; Suberitida; Halichondriidae. The record is from RefSeq and is a predicted model, not a curated record. Gene Ontology annotation, molecular function: protein binding.
CCCAUCAUAAUUAUCAGGUGAUUCAAUAGUAGUAUAGUGCAGCCGGCUAGCUUAGCUGUAGUAAACUUGGUAGUUCGAUGGUAUAUAAAUUUUGCCAAGAGAUACGCGAGGAAAUUGCACAAGAAUUAAUUCCAAGAGCAAGUUCUUUUAGAGCCAGUCAAAAUUUGUCAGCUACAGAUGGAUAGAGAGUAUUUGCCACUUAACCGAUCAGUCCCGGUAUCGAUAAUGCAACGAAUGGAAAGCUUAGAUUCGAAACCUGUGCCAACUUCUGAUCAACCAACUAUUCUGGUCAAGGAUUACAGAGAUAUCAGAGAUCCAGUUCCAGCUCCCAGUGAGAAAAUAUCACUUCCCGUGUUUCUUAGCAAGCACCACCAGGAAUUUCCUACUCGAGUUCGUGUAUGUAAAGGGUUUUGUGGCAGUGACGAAGAAUCCUCUUUGUCUGAUGGCGAUCAAUUCAACGUUCACUUUCUCAAGUACACUACCAUCAUAGCUAUUGAGUAUGAGAAUGGCUCUCGGUUCAAUGUACCACUUAAUUCUGCAAUUCCAUUUGCGAUUCUCUACAAUCCACACAACAACAUUAACGAAGCAAUGACUGGGUACAAGUUCGACAAGGUAUCUGAUGUGCUGCAAAUGGCCACUUUACCUACACUUCUGUGGGCAAGAAAGGGAUAUCAGGGGUCUACUUCUGAUUCUUCUAUCUCUGCUAAUGAGCUGUUGAUCGUUCGAAAAGUGCGAAACAAAAUUCUUGGGAAACAGAGUUUGAAAGUUUUCAGCUUGACAACAGGAAAAGAUAAGGUGCUUAGUUCCAAUUGCACUGGAAAUUUCUCAACCAAGCCUCGUGAUGUGUGCCUCUAUCUGCCCGAAAUACUCAAACAUAUGCCCGAUUGUUUCCCAUCCAAAGCUGUUCUAUUUAGCACACCAACUGACAAUGCAACAAGAAAAGUUGGAACGCAUCAAAGAACUGGUUCAAAUUCAAAGCUUGGAGUACCUACUGUAGUCAAAAUGCUCCACAGUAGUGUGGAAACCUCACUUGUUGCGACGAGUAUUCACGAUCAAGAUCCUGAGAAUGCACGCUUGUUGGAAAUUCCUAUUGAACUUGAUAUCCUUGUUCGCGUUGAAGAUAACGUCGAUGAGGACGAAACCCAAAGACUAUAUGAAGACACGUCUUUCAUUUACGAACACUUCAACCCUGCCAAUGUGCGUACAUAUGUCAAGGAAAACAGCAACCAACACACUCAGUCCCAGUUUUAUACAAACGUUUGUUUCGGCCAAGAGCGAAAUGGGGUUGAUGUUCAUAAACCUCCUAUGCUGGAACACAACCCCACCUUGACUGAGAGUCACUACCAACAUCCACGUGCAGUGAAAAAGACUAGUUAUCCUGUGCCUAUAGAGAGUGUAUAUUAUCCUCCGGACACAAACUCUCCUGGUGACAGUGGAAGUGGAGUCGUGGAAAGAAAAUCUUCACGAGAUGUCUCACCAGCUGAUUCCACCUGGAGACCACCUCUUCCUCCACCAAGAGUCAAAACAGAUGCCAGUAAUCCUCCCAGGCGUUCCACUGGUUACAGUUAUGUGGAUUCUCACCCUCGCACAACCAGGGCUGCCGUGCCCGAUGAGAGUAAGAGAGGACCUGCUCAAGCAAGUGAACAAGUAUCUUCGUUGUCAAGCUCAGCUCCAGACUCCACUAUUCCUGACAUGAGUUCUUUUGGCAGCACAGGGAGCGGUGGAGCGUGUGUUACUUCUAGAAGGGGCACUGCUUCAGAAAGACCUACUGCAGGGAGUGACGGUGGUAUUGUGGAGGCUCGCAAGAAAGAGGCCCGUUUAUCAAAUGGAUUCUCUGUUGGUGAGCAUGUGCACAGACAAGUCAGUGCUCCUGCCCGGCCAGAUAGCCUCAUGUUCACCAACAUAAUGGAUGAUUUGGACCAAAUGACCAAAGACCUGGAAUCUUGUCUGGUGGAGAAAGGCAGUUCUUUUUCCACCAUAUCAGAAGGUGGCUCCAGUGCUGGUAACUCAGCUGAUGGCAGCGUGCAAAGCACAACAGACCAACAGGCAACACCUACAUCACCUGAAGCUAUGGAGAGGAAUAAACUCUUCCUAAAAGCUAUGGAUAAUUCACAGGUACUGAAGUUGCUGGAAGUUAUGAACCUUCAGCAGUAUGUGGACACUUUUCGCCAACAGCACAUCAAUGGCGACAUUCUCAGCGACUGUGAUGAGGACAUACUGCAGAAUGAACUGGAAGUUAAAUCUAGGUUGCACCGUCUGCGACUUCAGCGAGUUAUAACCGGACAAUAUUGUGUAGCUGACAUGAUGUCAAAUCAAGAUUACGUAAUCAUGCAACCUCUCUGUUGCUAGGUUGCUAAGCAGUUAUGUGUCUAAAAUAAUUAUGUCCUGUGUUGAAUGUUCUGUUUGCUGAGCAAAUUAAACUUAUAUAAUUAUAAUAAUUAUUAUUGCUGGUAAAGAUCAAUAUAGACCUGCAAUUUAUUUUUACAAAAUUAUAUAUUUAGAAACA